Molecule: messenger RNA, 549 nt
Organism: Brenthis ino (lesser marbled fritillary)
Lineage: Eukaryota; Metazoa; Arthropoda; Insecta; Lepidoptera; Nymphalidae
Source: the annotation of a GenBank genome assembly
AUGUUCUUAACAAGGAUAAGCAAAAAACGUAACGUAUUACAACUUUUUCGAGCUAAAGAAUAUCGUCAGUUUCCUCGCAGCAUGUCGAAUCCAGGUUUAACAUCUGAAGCUCAAAUUAGAUACAUACUUCAAUGGUUUGGGGAAUUUAGUGAACUACAAAGGGAAGAUUUUCUUCCUAUAUUAGUUGCAGCUCAUAACGGAAAACCUGAUCAACUGGCAUCUACACUUGCUUCAUUGACAUGUGAUGAUAAGCCGGUCAGUUUGUUUCAGUGUCGUAUCAAAUUAUUUAAUGAGUGGUUCCCAACAUGGUCAGAGGAAGAACAAGAUAGGCUUAUAAAAGGAGUGUCAGAUAUGGAUUCAGAUUUUGGUACUAAAUUACAAGAUGCAUUUGUUAAUGGUGUAAAAAUAAAUGGUCUGGAUGAAGAGCAUUUAAAAUAUGAGUCACCUAUUGUUCCUGUCGAGGUAAAUGACACAGAGAUAGUUAAUAAUGAUAUUGAAUCAUUGGCAGUUUCACAAGAUAAUUUAAAUGUGGAAAUUGCAGCUGCUUCC